AUGGCUUGCCUGCGCCGCAGUACAAAUUAUCUCAAUGCGUUGUGUAACAAUUGCACGAGACGCCUGGUUACUCUCUCGUCGCGAAACUAUUCAUCCUCCUCGAAAUACACGAGUGAAGAUAUCGCGUCUCUACUCUCAAAACCAACAUGGUCUGUUCGAUCUCUACUCCCUGACCAGACCACGACGUCCCAAUCGCCGUCCGUCACCCCCGAGAAGCUCCGCCAUCUCCUUCGUCUGUCGGCUCUUCCUCAGCCCGUCGACAAAGCGGAGGAGGCGGCCAUGCUGAAGACCCUGGAAUCUCAAAUUCACUUCGUGAAAGAGAUCCAGCGCGUCGACACUACCAAUGUCACGCCGCUCCAUAGCAUCCGUGACGAGAGUGACGAAGCUGUCAAGGAAUCGACAAUUGGAUUGGAUAACCUCAGAGAAGCCAUGGCGAAGGAGCGAGUGGUCGGUCGCAGCAAGAGAAUCCACCGUAUCCAGACAGAGAAAAAUGAAAACCCAGACGGCACAGAGUGGGAUGGCAACACUUUAGGAUCCGCAUCGAGGACAAUGGGAAAAUACUUUGUCGUACAAUCAGGCAGCCAAUUCGCUUUCUCACCAACACAGGCAGGGAUCAUUGGGGCCGAUGAGUCAGCAGGACGCAAUCAACAGCCUCCAUCCUCCACUUAUAAGCCUCCAAUGUCUAACUUUCUCCAACAUGUCAAGAAGUCAAUGGAUGUUGGGAAUAAGCGGGAGGCAGGGAGCACUGAAGAUCAAGACCUCACCACACUUCUCGAUCGGGAUCAACGCGCCGAUCUCACCGUGUUGAUUGCCCAGAUUACAGAGUCUAUGCGGAAAGCAGUCUUGGAUAAUCUUAACGUCUCCAAAGCUCCUGGGAAUCAGUCGAGCAACGUGCAAAAAUCAGAAACGGAGAAUGUUUCUGAAACAGCAGGUUCUGAAGCCGAUAAGAAGAGUCACCCGGAAAAUGAUGGCCAACAGAAUGUUCCUGCAGGCAGGAUGAAUCCACGAGCCAAGCCCGCGGCACUGCGGUACUUUGACGAGUGGAGAGAUUCUGUCUUACUUCGAGUUGGUGAGGUCGUCAACCGGGAUGAGGAUACCAAGGAGCGACAACAGCCUCCGUCAAAACCCCAAAGCCGUCCUCAGUCUCAGGAUAUGUCGGCCCAGGGAGAUAACGUGUCGACACGACUGCGGGAGAUAUACCCGCCGGUUGAGACCCCGCUAAGUCAGCUUCCAAGAUCAGAAAAGCUUCUGAUACUCCAUUCGCUUCUUCUGCUACUUCUCAGUCUCAAACAUUAUAGCGCCCAUUCGCGUGUCUUGCUGCUGUUUGUAGCUUCUAGUCUUGGCCUUACCUUGGAAGACCUCAACCAUAACGAAGCGAAGGUAGCCCGUGGUCUUCUUGACGCUGCGGUAAUGAUGUCUGCAGACGAGGAAACAAAGAGGAAGGCGGAGCAGAGUCGGAAUGCCCGGAGAUGGAAAGUUGGCAUUGCCUCAGUCGCUGGUGCGGCUCUCAUCGGGAUCACGGGUGGCCUAGCGGCACCUCUGGUCGCUGCUGGGAUUGGUACUGUCAUGGGAGGACUUGGUCUCGGCGCCACAGCAGCUGCCGGAUACCUUGGUGCUCUCGCCAGCAGCGGUGUCAUUGUCGGCGGUCUGUUUGGGGCUUAUGGCGGCAGGAUGACGGGGCGCAUGGUGGAUAAAUAUGCACGGGAGGUAGAGGACUUCGCUUUCAUUCCUACCCGUGGACAAAACAAGAGUUUCAAGGAUGAAAAGGAAGCUGCCCAGCAAGAUCACCGGUUGCGAGUCACGAUCGGUAUAACAGGGUGGGCUACGGAGGAGGAAGACAUGGUCGUUCCAUGGCGUGUCAUUGGACCUGACUCGGAAGUAUUUGCUCUUCGUUGGGAGCUCGAGUCUCUAUUAAACCUCGGAAACGGCAUUCGCGCACUGGUGACCAGCGCUGCAUGGUCAGUUGCGGGACGGGAGAUCUUGUCUCGGACGAUUUUCGCGCAGAUUAUGAGCGCGGUCAUGUUGCCGGUCGGUCUUCUCAAGCUCGCCCGAGUCACGGUUGACAAUCCUUUCAGCGUGGCCAAGGCCCGAGCAGACAAAGCCGGAGAGGUGCUUGCCGAUGCACUGAUCAACAAAGCACAAGGGGAGCGUCCUGUCACGCUGAUCGGAUACUCUCUUGGCUCACGAGUGGUGUUUUCUUGCCUGCAAAGUCUCGCUAAGAGGCGGGCCUACGGCUUGGUAGAAACGGCGAUCCUCAUGGGCUCACCUACCCCAUCGAAUUCUAAGCAUUGGCGGAUGAUGCGAUCGGUAGUGAGCGGACGCCUGGUCAACGUCUUCUCCGAAAACGACGCUGUCCUGGCGCUUCUAUACCGCGCCAGCAGCGCCCAGCUCGGCGUCGCUGGUCUUCAGCGCAUCGAGGACGUGCCGGGAGUGGAGAAUGUGGAUGCGAGCGAGCUGGUUAGCGGGCACCUACGCUAUCAGUAUCUGAUCGGCAAGAUCCUGACCAAUAUUGGGUUUGAGGAGAUUGAUCCUGUCGAGCUUCGGUGGGAAGAAACGGCCCUGCAGGCUCAAGACCGGGCAGUGGAACAGGAGCGCGCAAAGAACGAGCAACGGCGCGAGGCGAAGAAGAAAACGACAACGAAAACGAGCACGACAACGAUGACUCAGUCGCAGGGAAGAAAUGAAAAUGACUCCGGUCAGCAGAAGGCUGAAAGCAUCACCAUAGUAGACGAUAAUGAGAAGAAGGUCGAGAAAUUACAAGAAGAAGACGAAGACGAGGAAUUCAAAGGCAUCACAAUGAUUGACAACGAAGAGGAGGAGAGAUUACAGCGAGAGGUGCAACAGCGAACGCAGGAACAGAUGCUGCGUCGGAAGAAGAAGAUGAUGAGCCAGCAGCAACAGCAACAACCACCCAAUUGA
Molecule: messenger RNA, 2919 nt
Organism: Rasamsonia emersonii CBS 393.64
Lineage: Eukaryota; Fungi; Ascomycota; Eurotiomycetes; Eurotiales; Trichocomaceae
Product: DUF726 domain protein
Exons: 2
Coding region: 1-2919 (972 amino acids)
Source: RefSeq, a predicted model, not a curated record